Messenger RNA from Anopheles arabiensis, 1314 nucleotides. RefSeq names its product endochitinase-like. Gene Ontology annotation, cellular component: extracellular region. The coding region runs from base 15 to 1226 and encodes 403 amino acids. The record is from RefSeq and is a predicted model, not a curated record. Gene Ontology annotation, biological process: carbohydrate metabolic process; chitin catabolic process. Gene Ontology annotation, molecular function: chitinase activity; chitin binding. The transcript has 4 exons. NCBI's taxonomy places the organism in Eukaryota, Metazoa, Arthropoda, Insecta, Diptera, Culicidae.
CCGCGAAGGUUGCAAUGAUGUGGCGCUCUGUGCUUAUGUUUAGCUUAGUUUGUUUCAUGUUCGGUAGUGGCAAUGGUCUUGGCGGAAAACGACUAAUGUGCUACUUUUCAAGUGAUUCCCCAAAAACAAAGGGCUACGGACGGUACACGGCGAACGAGAUCCCAUUGGAGUUGUGCAGUGAUGUGAUCUAUCGUGGCAUUACGUUUCCUGAAUGGCGGAGAGGAUCAUAUUUCUUUGAUAACGCAGAAAUACAACAGCUAGGUGGGUUUAUGUACACCGUCAAAGCGAGAUCGGCAGCAGUGCGUAGUUAUGUUACGGUGCUGGAAAGAGGCAAAGAAGCACUGUCCUACUCGAUCAUGGCUGAAAUACCCGAACGGCGGCGUGCCUUUGUAAAGGCCAUUCUGGAGCUGCUGGAGCAGUACGGGUUGAGUGGAGUCGAGAUUGCUUGGGAGUGGCCCGGAACAAUGGUUAAAUUUGGAGGCAUCACCAGCGAUCGUGAGUCACUGAUAUCGCUGCUGACGGACGUACGAGCGGGUCUGAAGAGUAGGAACAAGGAGCUGCUCUUCUUUGGUGCUGUAUAUCCGAAAGUACUGAGGGAAUCCUACCGCGUCACCAGCAUCUGUCAGCUGGUAGACUACGUGACGCUGUUCACCUUUGAUAUGCGACCCCACACAAACAAUGUGGCCGAUGUGCAUGCCCCGAUGCGCAAUAGGUCUUUUGAGACGGAAUCAAACCGCGCGAGAACGAAUGUGGUUGAUGGUGUCGAGACGUGGAUCGAUUUUGGAUGUCCACCGAAAAAGCUGAUCCUAGGAAUUGGACUGUUUGGGCAGGCGUACACCCUAGCCAAUCCGGCAUCAUACAACGUAGGUGCUCCAACCGUUGGGCCAGGUGCGGAAGGACAAUAUUACUACGAAGGCUACUAUCCUUAUUAUGAGUUAUGUCUACUUAUCCGAAGCGGUUGGAGCUUAUUCUAUGAUCCAAUAGGACAGAUGCCAUUUGCCGUUCGUGGUAAUCAGUGGAUGAGCUACGAAGAUACGACUUCCAUUGGAGUGAAAAUGAACUUCGUGCAGGAAAAGCGACUUGGAGGAGUGAUACUACAGUACGUGGAUUACGAUGACUUCUGGGGCUUCUGUGGCACGAGGAAUUCUCUCACCACCUUCAUCUAUCAACGUUUACAGCAGAUUCCUUCCGACAUUGGAUUUGCGAUCGAGUGGAAUAAGAAGUAAAGCUCGAACUGGUAUAAAAAUAUUCCAGUAAAUUAUGCACAACAAUAAGUCAUUGAAUCUUGUAUACCCAAUAGCGAUAAGAUUGUCU